This is a messenger RNA of Poeciliopsis prolifica (blackstripe livebearer), 1035 nucleotides long. RefSeq names its product paraspeckle component 1-like. Gene Ontology annotation, biological process: regulation of DNA-templated transcription. Bases 1 to 1035 code for a protein of 344 amino acids. The record is from RefSeq and is a predicted model, not a curated record. Lineage: Eukaryota; Metazoa; Chordata; Actinopteri; Cyprinodontiformes; Poeciliidae. Gene Ontology annotation, cellular component: nucleus. Gene Ontology annotation, molecular function: RNA binding. The transcript has 6 exons.
AUGCCUGGUGCUAGUUCUCCUCAGCCAGGGAGGCGAAGAACGGACUCCCCGGCCUCGGAGUCGACGCCGGCUAACAAAGGCAGCCCGGCCCCGCCGCAGCAACAGUCUCCCGCGGCCGAGCAAAGCGAAGGAGCCGCGGAGGAAACGGGGGAAGGCCCGUCGAAAAUGACUCUGGAUUUGGCAAGUUUUCGGAAGCCCGGAGAGAAAACGUUCACCCAGCGCUCCCGUCUCUUUGUCGGGAGCCUGCCGCUGGAUAUCACGGAGGAGGAUUUUAGGAACCUGUUCGCUAAAUAUGGGAACAUUAACGAGGUGUUCAUCAACAGGGAACGGGGGUUUGGAUUCGUUUGCUUGGAAACCCGAACUCUGGCGGAGAUUGCUAAAGUCGAGCUGGACGGGUCGGUUCUGAACAACAGAGCACUAAAGGUCCGCUUCGCGACGCACAGCGCUGCACUCAAAGUUCGCAAUCUGCUGCCAGUAGUGACAAACGAACUCCUUGAAGAAGCGUUUUCUCAGUUUGGACCUGUGGAGCGGGCUGUAGUUGUGACAGACGACCGCGGCCGUUCCACGGGGAGAGGCAUCGUUGAGUUUGCAAGCAAAGUUGCCGCCCGUAAAGCCCUGGAGCGCUGCAACGAGGGAGCCAUGCUGCUGACGACUACUCCAUGCCCCACCAUCGUUGAGCCAAUGGAGCACCUGGACGAUGAAGAUGGUCUACCUGAAAAGAUUCUUCCAAAAACUCCAAAGUAUUACAAAGAGCGAGAGCAGCCGCCCCGAUUCGCCCAGCCUGGCACAUUCGAGUUUGAAUACGCGUCUCGCUGGAAAGCUCUGGACGAGAUGGAGAAGCAGCAGCGGGAGCAGGUCGACCGAAACAUCAAGGAGGCCAGAGAGAAACUGGAGGCGGAGCUGGAGGCCGCCAAAAACGAACAUCAGCUCAUGUUGAUGAGACAAGAUCUAAUGAGACGUCAGGAGGAGCUGCGGCGGCUGGAGGAGCUGCGCAAUCAGGAGCUGCAAAGACGAAAGCAGAUAGAAAUGAGGUGA